Entelurus aequoreus (snake pipefish) is the source of this 3162-nucleotide messenger RNA. RefSeq names its product 3-ketodihydrosphingosine reductase (gene kdsr). The transcript is spliced from 10 exons. Gene Ontology annotation, molecular function: 3-dehydrosphinganine reductase activity. The record is from RefSeq and is a predicted model, not a curated record. Gene Ontology annotation, biological process: sphingolipid biosynthetic process. Bases 259 to 1338 code for a protein of 359 amino acids. NCBI's taxonomy places the organism in Eukaryota, Metazoa, Chordata, Actinopteri, Syngnathiformes, Syngnathidae. Gene Ontology annotation, cellular component: endoplasmic reticulum membrane.
GAGACGUCCGCUUUCAGGGGACAAUUUGUUUUGGUCAAUACGAACUACGCAUUGUCACGCUGAGCCCAAGGUCCACCGCGGUACUUUAACCUACUGGUUAAACAACAACGAAUCUCUGGCAAACGUUAGCCAUAACUCCUCCUCCGAAGUCUGCUUUUCACCACCCCUCUCCUUUGGGGCCACCACCCCCUUCGUCGACCACAGAAGCUAGUGAGCUAGUUAGCAAACAAGCUAGCGCUUACCAGACACUUAUUACCCAUGUCCUCGGAAGAAAGCCUGAGUUUAACGAUCACGGAUUGGCUUUUUGUUAAUUCCUGGUGGCUCCUCUUGCCAUUCAUCAUGCUGCUGGUGAUCGCCGCAUUCAUCGUUGCAUUUGUGCUGCUGUUAUACAUGAUAUCGCCCCUUAUUAGCCCCAAACCCCUGAAACUGAACGGGGCCCACGUCGUGGUGACUGGAGGCUCAAGCGGAAUUGGGAAAUGCAUAGCAAUGGAGUGCUACAGACAAGGAGCUUUCAUUACUUUGGUGGCAAGGGAUGAGACUAAAUUGCUUCAAGCCAAGAAAGAAGUCGAGAAAUUUGCCAUUAAUGACAAACAGGUGGUGCUCUGCAUAUCAGUGGAUGUUUCCAGUGACUACAGUCAAGUGGAAAGUGUUAUUAAACAGGCUCAAGAGAAGCUGGGUCCUGUUGAUAUGCUUGUUAAUUGUGCCGGAUCGUCUUUUUCUGGAAAGUUUGAGGAAGUAGAGGUUGAUCGUUUCAAGAGGCUGAUGGAGGUGAACUACUUGGGCAGCGUCUAUCCGACGCGUGCCGUCAUCACCACCAUGAAGGAGCGAAGAAUGGGUCGUAUCAUGUUUGUUUCUUCCCAGGCGGGCCAGAUCGGCCUUUUUGGUUACACUGCUUAUUCCCCAUCUAAGUUUGCCCUGCGCGGGUUAGCCGAGUCACUGCAGAUGGAGAUAAAGCCGUACAAUAUUUACGUGACGGUGGCCUACCCACCAGAUACAGACACCCCAGGGUUAGCAGAGGAAAACAAGACAAAGCCGCUGGAAACCAGAUUAAUCUCUGAAACCUCAGGUGUUUGUCAGCCAGACCAAGUGGCAAAGAUUAUCGUUCGAGAUGCAGUGCAGGGGAACUUUAACAGCUCUGUGGGUCCAGAUGGGUACAUGCUGUCAGCUCUCACCUGUGGGAUGUCACCCGUCACCUCCAUCACAGAGGGUCUCCAGCAGAUUGUCACCAUGGGCCUGUUCCGCACCAUCGCCCUAUUCUACCUGGGAAGUUUUGACAGCAUCGUGCGGCGCUGCAUGAUUCAGAGGGAACAGUCCAAGGCGGCGGACAAGAGAGAGUAACCCCCUUCGAACCAGCCCAGGACAGCAGCUAUCCACUAUCCAUCUUCGUGUGUGUGUCCCCUCUCCCACCAUGACGCUUAUUGUCAUGGGAGCAGCCUUACUUUCCCACAGGUGUGUUUAUUUGUAAUGAAGGGAGGUGAUCGUACACAUUAGCAGGCGUCCUCUCACAGGAAAAGCAAUAUCCUGUCGGACCGGUUGUGCCAAAUAUGGCCAGAAAUUCCCUCCCUCGGGAGCUGUAGUCAUAACAAGACAGGUGAGUAAGUCACCUUUUUGUCCUAACCUUGCAUGCAUCAGAAAAACAUGUUAUAAAUGUAUAGUUUCACCUAAUAGGAAUCGUCCGCAACCUUUUUCCGAGUCUUUGCAGGCAAAGACCACUCCUAAUAACGUGGUUUUGUUUUUGUGCGCACACAUCUUCUGUGGUGUAAUUCGCGUGUUUUAUUUUUAGUACAAAUAUAAUUUUAGUAAGAAAGAAGGAGAGAGUUUUAACCAUGUUUCCACCAGGCAGUCCAGUUCUUCGCCAUGGUAACAAAUUGGCUGAGCUGAGUGUUUCCAUAUCAGUGCUGUUGCCACUUGAACAAAAAUGGUACCCAACAGGGGUAUGGUUGCUUUUUAAAUUGCAAAAAAGGACAUUCCGUAACCGCUUGGUGGAAACAGGACGCUUAAGUGUUCCCAUGUGUGCUACGACUGAGCCAGCCGUCGGCGAGAGAAAAGCCAUUUACCAUCUCGUUCCAUUACAUCCCUCUUUAUUUAACCAGGUACUAUUAUUUCAAGCAGUCAUGUGACUGGAAGCUCAGGUGACUGUUACUGAUCACCUCAACUAUAUUGUAAAUAUUGUCUUUUGCUUAUUCUCUCUACAUAAGGAGGCGUACAUGCAGUUUUUUAUGUGUCAUUGCACAUAUUCCACCAUGCCAGUGUCGAUCAGCGUUGACCUAAAUCAGGGCAGAGAGUCGCUGGUCGAGUAAUGCCCCAGUAGGUCCAGUGAGGGCGCUAGAGAUUUGCUUUACAUGCAAACCCUGCACAAAAGCUCAAUUGUCACAUUUCCCUUGGAAAUAGCAUCAAAGCUUUGCGUAAUAGUGUUUACCUUAGAGGAAAAAAAGUACAACCUAAAGUUGUGUGAGCCGGUGAGAAUGUACUUUCCAUAGGGUUUUUUUGUUUUUUUUUAUUACGCCGAUAUUUGCCAAAAUGUGUUAAGACGAUUCUUUUAAGAUUUUUGUGGCCGCUGCAUGGCGAGCCGUUCUAAGCCUUAAGACGUGACUACUGAUCAAACGACAGGAAAGUGUGGCCUGACACGUGUAUAGUUUAUUAGUUGUAUCACAUUUUCACUGUAAACCGCCAACUUUUCUUGUCUUUGUGUGACUAGUUUGUCAAUAAUAGAAGAAGAAGAAAAAAAAAAGAAGCCUUAGAGGAACUCGAAAAAUGAGAGUGAGAAACCAUGACUCGUGUUUGACGAUGUUCUCAUUUGAUUUUGGCUUCAAGGCGUGCAAAGCUUCUGUCACGUGUUGCUUUCAAACUCUUUCAUUGUCUGGAUGUAGCGACACUGUAGGUGAUAGAACAUGUAGCUUGUCAUUUUAACACUGUUAAGCUAUGCAAAGCUAAGCCUGCGCCUACAAUGUGUUUGAGCAUUUACAGUUAGGAUUACUAACAGGCUGGUUGCCAUGCACCAUUAAAAAAAACAGCUCUUACUUUAAAGUAUUUGUUUUUCUUUAUUUCCUGUCGAAACUUUUACCCCCUUUCACCUAGUGUGCCAUGGAAAUCAAACUGUCAGAAAUAUGGAACAUGUGUCUUGUCUUAUUUCUGACAUGUUGAACUGAAUAAAUACAUGUG